Messenger RNA from Lycium ferocissimum, 435 nucleotides. RefSeq lists its product as uncharacterized. The transcript has a single exon. The coding region runs from base 1 to 435 and encodes 144 amino acids. Gene Ontology annotation, biological process: chromatin remodeling. Lineage: Eukaryota; Viridiplantae; Streptophyta; Magnoliopsida; Solanales; Solanaceae. The record is from RefSeq and is a predicted model, not a curated record. Gene Ontology annotation, cellular component: nucleus.
AUGGCGAUUAAGUUGGUCGUGGGAGGGUUUACAUUGAACAUUAUUAGUGCUUAUGCGCCACAGGCAGGCUUGGACGAGGAAGAGAAGAGGCGUUUUUGGGAGGAUUUGGAUGAAGUGGUGGGAGGUAUACCGCCCACCGAGAAGUUAUUCAUUGAAGGAGAUUUCAAUGAACAUAUUGGGUCAUCUACGGGGGGCUAUAACAAUGAGCAUAGUGGUUUUGGCUUCGAGGACAGAAACGGAGGAGGGAUCGCACUCCUGAAUUUUGUAAAAGCUUUUGGAUUGGUGGUAGCCAACUCGAGUUUUUCGAAGAGGGAGAAGCACUUGAUAACCUUUCGUAGUUCAACGGCUGUGACGCAGAUAGACUUUCUGCUCCUUAAAAAAAUGAUAAAGGUCUUUAUAAAGACUGCAAGAUCAUUCCGAGUGAGAACCUUCUGA